Molecule: messenger RNA, 2148 nt
Organism: Danio rerio (zebrafish)
Lineage: Eukaryota; Metazoa; Chordata; Actinopteri; Cypriniformes; Danionidae
Gene: pah
Product: phenylalanine hydroxylase
Biological process (GO): aromatic amino acid metabolic process; L-phenylalanine catabolic process
Molecular function (GO): iron ion binding; monooxygenase activity; oxidoreductase activity, acting on paired donors, with incorporation or reduction of molecular oxygen, reduced pteridine as one donor, and incorporation of one atom of oxygen
Source: RefSeq, marked provisional
CGACAAAGCCACAUCACCUGAGGACUGAAGCAAGAAUGGACGCAGGACUCACUCAGAUAAACGGGGGACUGGAGAGAAAGGGCUCUCUGACCUCAUCCUACCUGGAAGAACCAAAAAACAAAUCAGGAGUGGUGUCCUGCAUUUUCUCUCUGAAGGAAGAAGUUGGAGCUCUCGUGAAAGCUCUGAAACUAUUUGAGGAGAAAGGCAUUAACCUGACGCACAUUGAGUCCCGUCCAUCACGCAAGAACAAUGAAGAGUACGAGUUCUUCAUCAGCGUGGAUCAAGCCUCCUCUAAAGUUCUGGAUGAAAUCGUUGAUGGUCUUCGCACCCAGAUCAGGGGCCAAGUUCACGAGCUAUCCCGCAACAAACAGAAAGACACAGUCCCAUGGUUCCCCAAUGACAUCCAGGACUUGGACCGAUUUGCCAACCAAAUCCUGAGUUAUGGAUCCGAGCUGGACGCAGACCAUCCAGGUUUCACUGACACCGUCUACCGGGCCAGGAGGAAGGAAUUUGCUGACAUUGCUUACAACUACAGACAUGGACAGCCUAUUCCACGUGUUGAAUACACAGCUGAAGAGAAGGCCACAUGGGGGACAGUUUUCAGAGAGCUGAAGACUCUGUACCCCACACAUGCCUGCCGUGAACACAACCGUGUCUUUCCGCUGCUUGAGAAAUACUGUGGGUAUCGUGAGGACAACAUCCCACAGCUGGAGGACAUCUCACACUACCUGCAAUCAUGCACAGGUUUCCGUCUGCGUCCUGUGGCCGGUCUCCUCUCCUCAAGGGACUUCUUAGCUGGUCUGGCCUUUCGAGUGUUUCACUCGACCCAGUACAUUCGCCACAGCUCCAAACCCAUGUACACACCUGAGCCGGAUAUCUGUCAUGAGCUGCUGGGUCAUGUGCCGUUGUUUGCUGACCCAAAUUUUGCCCAGUUCUCUCAGGAAAUUGGGCUCGCUUCUCUGGGCGCCCCUGAUGAGUUCAUAGAGAAGCUGGCUACAGUCUACUGGUUCACUGUGGAAUUUGGUCUGUGCAAGCAAGGAAAUGAAGUGAAGGCUUAUGGUGCAGGUCUGCUGUCAUCCUUUGGUGAACUGCAGUACUGUCUGACGAACGAGCCUAAACUUCAGCCCUUUGAGCCAGAGAAGACCUGCCAGCAGAAGUAUCCUAUUACGGAGUUCCAGCCCGUUUACUUUGUGGCAGAAAGUUUUGAAGACGCCAAAGAGAAAGUCCGGAGAUUUGCCACUACCAUCCCCAGGCCUUUCUCUGUACGCUAUAAUGCAUACACACAGAGAAUUGAGAUGCUGGACAAUGCACAACAGCUGAAGAACCUGGCUGACAGCAUCAAUGGUGAGAUCUCAAUCCUGUGCAAUGCCCUGCGGAAGAUGUAAACAAUACAAUUUGUGAAGACUUUCGAGAGAAAUCAAGAAGAAAUGCUGGAAAAUCAAAGAAGCUCCACAUCAUCGAUAUUGCUUUUUAGACGCACCUAUAACAUCACUUCUAGUGUUAAUCAAGCUGUUACAAAGAGAGCAUGACAUUUUAAAAUAGUCAUUAUGUAUUGCAUGUAGAAAAAGAUAUAUAUUUAUAGCCUAAUUUUUGUAGUCCAAAUAUAUAGGCGCACAAAGUAUUUAACAUAACGAAUUAAUACUAGAAAAUACGCAAACCGAAUCGCAUGUAAAUACCAAAAAAACGCUUCGUAUAUUGUGUAGCGCGCUGCUUGCAAUAUUUGUCAUUUUAUACAUUGUAUAUUAACAUGUCUUGUUCUUGGUAUUUUAGACCAAUACUGACUGCCUACCGUCCACCAUUUGCUUCAGCUUGUUGUCUCUCAGUGUUGCUGUAAUUUUCCCAAACAACCUGCAAUCAAUUAAGCAUCAAAGGCUUGUUGAAAUCAUGAGCUGAGCCAAUGCAUUCGACGAGUUGUUUUUUUAUUAUUAUUAUUAUUAUUUACGAGGUGUUUUAUUUACAAGAUGCGCUCAUAUGCCGCAUUGAACUAGAUGUUAAUUACAUUACUGACAAAUAUAUGUAGCUAGUUUCGCUCGACUGCUUACGCAACUCAACAUACUGCAUAUUUUGUUGUAGAUGCAAAACUGAAAUGUCAUGCACGCAUUGUUAAAAUUGUUUGAAAAAAAAUCAAUAAAUGUUGACAACUGUUAA